AUGGACACGCAAGCUGAAGAGCUUGGGCGCGCAGAUGAACGACACAAGGUUUUUAUUUCCAUCAAUGACAUUGCCUGGAUUGGGAAAAAUGUAUUUGUUGUAUCUGUGCCAGCGUACAAGCGAAGGAUUAGCUGCGAGCUGACGGCCGUGGAUGUGCCACGCGGCACGGCAUCGGCCCUUGAAGAAAAAGUAAUGAGGACAUUGAAUGAAAUUCGCUGUGCGCCGUACAAGUAUCUUCGACGGGACCACUAUGCCUCCUUUCCAAAUCAAGGCUACGGAGACAUUAUAUUUAGGAUGAGUGACGAUGCUGCAGAGUGGGUUUCGUUGCAGGAGCGUUUGCUGCGGCGUGGGGUUGGCAGCAUUGUGCGUCCCAUAGUUGCACGACUGGAGGAACUUAUACAAGCGGAGUUUGAGGGCUCAAUGAGCCCGACGCAUCUCCCGGACGGUCGCGAGAAGCCAUGUGUGUGGGCAAACCAUCAUUACAACUUUGAAAACGGACCACUGUUUCGCAAGCAAUUGACUGGCCAAAUAAUAAAUGUUAUGCGGGGUGAUGUAUAUGUGGUUCGCUGGGACAAGGGACAAGUUAUGAGCGGGAAAUGCACGAGCAAACAUAAUGGUAACAAGGAUGCUGGUGACGCACACCACGAAGAGUGGCCACCGCAGCUUGUGAUUCUUGACGCUGUCAAGUGUUUUUCGCCGCGUACCGCGAAUGGCUUUGCGGCACUGCGGUGGGCACAGAAACGCCUUCUCUACUCCCGCGUCAAAGUCUGCAUUCACUCCACACACCCGUCGGAGAAGGAUGUGUCAAAUAACACGCAACUCUUUUCUCAUGAGCAAUUGCGAUGUGUGCGGUCAGCUGUGUACGUACUACCACGGGAAUCUGGCCUGUGCGCGUCUUCCACGCGACGAGCCACUAAUGUAGGUAGUGCCUUGAUUUCAAAGGGUCUCGGACUUCUUCGGCAGGUUGUGGAUGCUGCCGUACCGCGUUCAAGUGAUUUUCAUGAACUUCUACGUGCUGCCAGGGACCGCUGUUGCGCGGUGACAGACGCGACACUGAAGGAUGCAAAGCAGUCUUUACCGGACAAUUUGAUCUCUGACGAUGGAGUUUCGUGCCCUGCAAAUGUUCCCGUUGCUACGUGGUGCAACUCUUCCCCAUCACUGAAGACGCUGUGGCAGACCACAAUGUGGGAUGGAGAUGUUCAUCGCAGUGCGCACGAUUACCCCCAACGCAUUUACUGUCUUCGACCACUGCGAAGCCUCUGUGAUAUGAGGACACUGAUACGUGAAUGUGAGACCUUUGAGGGCUUUAUCAAUUCCGUGACGUUGGUGCGGGAGUCUCUCGGUGCGUCUUUAGAGCAGCAGCAAUGUCGGCGUCGUCGGUUUCUUCGUGUGGAAAUUAACGCUAUUUUUGCUCUUACGAGGAUUCAAGAUAUCCUUGCCAGAGUUGGGGCAAACACCUUUGGAUCUGUUCGCCUGCAUCCCACUGGAGGGAGUAUAUUGGGCAACACUGUCAAGGUGACCGUGGUAUACGACAGGUGGCUGAGCGUCAUUCCCAUUACGGAAACCGCUUUCCUUAACAUCACCGUCACCGGGUAUGCGCCGCAGUCGUACGACCCUGCGAAACACGCCCCGAAGAAAUGUCAGCACAGCCUGCUCGUGAAGAAGGAACAAAGGCAAGGGACGAAGGUGCUUGAGCUAGAACUUUCAGAUGAUGAGAAUGAAAGAAUUUUUGUUGUUGAUGUUAGGGUGGAAUUUGGAAACAGCACUGAGCAUCUGAAUCAUCAGAGCGUGUAUUUUCUCACCAGAGCGGCACAAGGCCCUGGUACCUCAGGCGCGUUGCUGUGCGAUGAUGACUAUUCCAAUGGUGAACUUGCUAGUGUGGACAGUGGGGAAGACCACUCUGCGUGUGAUAGUGACAGUGAAGAGGAAUCUGACAGACAAAACGAGCAAAAUCAAGGCGCGGAAGAGGCAAGGCUAGCAGGCAAUGAUGAUGAGGCGGCUGAGAGAAAAGAGAAAAUGGAGUCGUCGGAUACGUUUUGUCAUUCGAGCGUUGAUUUUUACUUUGAAGUGAUGACUGACGCGGCGCAUAAAGGGGGAGAAUCCAUGCGGAGACUGCGCGAUUGGGGUAAAAGUCUCAUGUACCGUGAUGUGCGGUGUAUUCCAAUGGGCAUUGGCACUGUGAAUGGAGCUCGUGGGUUUUUGGGAGAUGUGCUGCUGAUAAAGACGCAGGAGGAGGAGGAGGAGGAGGAGGAGCAAAGUAUUUUUUUUACAGUGGAAAAGAACUGGCGGCCGCCGGCCCAUUCAUCAUGGUUAACGAAGGAUGAUGUGUGGACGGGCACGACUCGGAUAUUUGAGCAACAUCAUCGCAGACGCUGCAAUGCUUUGUUUAAGCGGGAGUUUGAGUCACGAGACCUUCUGAUUAAAGCUUGGUACGAGUCAAUUUGCCGUAUACGUGCGGAGUUAUUUGAGACAGAGGACAUUGAAGUUAUGAAAGGGAACAUGGUUUUGGAUUUUGCGACACAUUUGAAGGCGUAUGGUGCUUUUUUGGCUUGCGACAAGCCAGAUGGUGAUGACAAUGCCGUAAUUUAUGCCGAGGCGGGGAGACUGGAAUGCUGGUACAACUCUGACACGAGUGUCUCAGCUGCGGGGACCACGACGACUGCCGUAGCAGCCAACUUGCAGGUUGUUGCGUUUCAAGACCAUAACGCAUCCUUUGGCCUCAUUUCACCAUCAUUUCUGCCGCCCAAGGUUCCUUUGUCUGCAUUUUCUCUUUUUCCGCGCCAGUUUUUUUCCGCGCACAGCAAACAACAUCGCGCCUUGCUGACUAAGAACAACGUGGCCUCCAUGAAGGAGGGCGGGGAUAUUCACGUGGAUGCGGCCUUUUUUCGGCUGCCCCAUCGUUUUUUGCCCAAUCUUUUUGCCUCAAACUUUGAGCGCCUGCCAGCGGCUCUGCGGAAUGUAGAGCGGGCUUUUUGUGAUUCGUUGCAACAAGGUGAUAUACCGCGUCCUCCCAACGCGCCGGAGGUCGUAUAUUACGCAACUCAAAAAGCUUUUGUUUCUAUUUUAUCUAUGCUUUUGCUGCUUCAGCUGCGACGUGAUAAUUUGGGAAAGGAAUCGAGCGCAGAAACCCACCCGUACACGUCUAUAUACAAGUUGCUGAGGGAUGAGUUUGGUGCCCUGUACGAUUUGAAGCUGUCCAGGAUGACUACUUCCCUGGUGCUUUACAGGGUGGAGCCCAACCUAAAUGCGAAUGGGGAUGGACAGCAACGGCAGCCUGCACUACUUCUUGGAUCUCAUGACACAGAGACGAGUGACACAUUUGAAGUUCCUGGCGGCUUUACGACAUUGGAUAAAAAGUCCUUGUUUCGUGCAAUUGGAGUGCUGGGGUUUGAAUCACUUGUUGCGCCUCGGCCGGCAAAGCCGGCCGACGAUUUGACGAACAACGACGAUGACAUUGUUUUACUUACGGAGUUGAGUGCUGAGGAGUGCCAUCCUAUGACCUCCCGUGGUGUCGGGCCUUAUCCGUUAGCAAGCAGCACCCCAAGGCUUUACCAUCCAUUUCCCUGGCUCACGCUUCUUGGCCAACCGCUGCUUGCUCGAGACGAAUACGACGCGGAAUCGUUGGGCAAUCACGAAAUGAUUGCUGAGGGAGGUCACCUCAUUCGACGGUACAUUGCGGUUUCAUACACGGCUCUUUGCUUGAGUGAAAGAAAACCGUAUCGUUCAUUCUCCUAUGGUCGAAUAACGCGGUCGUUGAUUUAUGGAAUUGUUAAAAAACAAGCAGAGAAGGGCUCCGCUAUCAUGAACUAUUUAUCUCUUCUUCUUCGUUCUGCAGGCACUACGGCUGAGGGUGCCUCUCCGUUUGCAGAUGGAAUCUUGAAUGUGUACGGAACGGCGAGUGAAUUGUUGUACCUAUUCUAUCAGUCUCGUCGACAACUUCGCUUUCGACUUGGUAUGCUUUUUCCUUCUCUUUUGAAGGGAGUGGAAGACACGACGGCUCCGACGGGCGCUGAGGUGAAAGCCGAAGAGGAAUUCCUACAACAGUUGUCCGAGGCAGGGAAGCAGCUUAUUGACCUGGUGGCGAAGCAGACAGCUGAACCAUCGAGUUGCAAGAGUGGCGAUGGGAAGCCUCCCGCACGCGUGUACCUUAAAAUAGAUCUUGAUUGCCUCGACGCAGGCACGUGUAUGUGGGUCUCUGUGUAUCCCAUCAAGAAUGAGCCAGAACCCGAGGGAUAUGGCGAGGCAGUUGGAACGCGCGCUAACCCUCAUCAGCAGUUUGACCUUGCGUCCAAUGUGUGGUCUCGAUUCCCGCAGCAUGUACUUCUUGUGAGGUAUCACCCUGAACACGACAAGUAUGCUUUUGAGUGGUCGGGAGUUGAGAAUCCGUCCCAUGUGGACGCUAAGAUGGUCCCCACGGAACAAUAA
Molecule: messenger RNA, 4425 nt
Organism: Trypanosoma rangeli
Lineage: Eukaryota; Euglenozoa; Kinetoplastea; Trypanosomatida; Trypanosomatidae
Exons: 1
Coding region: 1-4425 (1474 amino acids)
Source: RefSeq, a predicted model, not a curated record